UUAGUUAAAUCAUAUAAUCUAAUGCCUAGUUUAAAUAAAAAGGCCAACGGUGAAAGCACUUCAUCAAAAAGGCGACGUUGUAAUAAUAAAGAAAAUUCACGAAGUAAAAAACCAGAUUUUAAACUCUUAGUAAAUAUGAAUAAUGAGAUUCUUUUCGGUGAAGUCAAAUCGUUAAAAUAUAAAAAUUCAUCUUCAUUGGUUUGUCAAAAUCUUGUCAAGCUUGCAAAUUUUCAAUUCAGCACUUUGGAUAAGUUAGUUAAAAAGUAUAGAAAUAGGAUUAGAAUGACAUCUUUUGGAGUGAGUGCAAAUUCGAAUUUAUCAAAUGAACUUAGAAUAUGA
Molecule: messenger RNA, 339 nt
Organism: Scutellospora calospora
Lineage: Eukaryota; Fungi; Glomeromycota; Glomeromycetes; Diversisporales; Gigasporaceae
Source: the annotation of a GenBank genome assembly